AAGGGAGCCGAUGGGUGCAGGAACUGACUGAUGCAUUAGACGAGUGCAGCAUUCCUUUGUUUCCCAGUCCUGCCGGGAGUCACGGAUAGGAUUUAGCAAGUGUGGGCCCCAAAGCUGCCAGCUCCCUCCUCGCAGAGCCGGGACGGCUCGCGGCGGCGGCGCGAGAGCCUGAGCAGAGAAGUGAGGCAGGGCUGCAAAGCGGGGGCCCAAGCUGAGGCACAGCUCUAGGACCGGAGCUGGAGAGGAGGCCGCAAUUAAUGCAGCCAGCGGAAACAUGAGCAAUCCCAGACGAUAACGUUAGCAGCUGGAUCUCUGUUUCCCUCUCAACCUUUUCUGCUAAAUUUAGAAGGAAAGUUUAGACGUGCAGGGAACUCCACGAGCUGGAUUUUUCUGGGCUCACACGGAGGUAGGCUCAGGACCCUGUCUAACCACAAACAAAGCCCUGGCCCCUGCCCAAGAGGAGCACAGAGCAGCGGUGACUGCGUGGAAGGACCUAUGCCCCGAGCCCUUCCAGCGCUGCGCCGGGGCCGGCGAAAGGAUGCAGCGCGCCCGGCCCGGGGGCCGCAGCUGACGGGCGGCAGCCGCGCGGCGGUGCGGAUGCGGCACCGUGGCCCCGGUAGACCGGUUCCCCCUCCGCUCCGUGACCAUGUGGCUGCUGCUGCCGAGCUUCCUGCUCGCAGCCUCCUGCCUCCGCCCGGCGGCCGCCUUCCCCAAGGGCUGCUACCCCGCGGAAGAGGAGGGCUUGAAGACCUUCCGGUGCAGCAACGCCCGGCUGACCGAGGUCCCCAAGGACAUUCCCAAUGACACCAACAAGCUCUACCUGGACUCCAACCGCAUCCCCUUCCUGCCCCGCGACGCCUUCCGGGACCUGCCGCUCCUGCUGGAGCUGGACCUGUCCCACAACGCCAUCGCCGGCGUCGAGAGCGGGGCUUUCCGGGGCCUGGCGGAUCACCUGCGCUCUCUGGACCUGUCUUCCAACAAGCUGGUGUCGGUCAGCAAGGAUGCCUUUAACCACCUGAAGGCCAAGGUCAACCUCUCCAACAACCCCUGGCUGUGCGACUGCCGGCUGCAGGAGCUGAUCCGGGCGGUGGACCUGGCCGCCGGCUCGUCGGCCGGCAUCGUGUGCGCCGCCGCCGUGCAGGAGGAGCACGUGGGCAAGGCCUUCCUGCAGGUCAUCGCCGACACGGACUUCUGCAACGCCUACAGAAAGACCACGGACAUCGCGAUGCUGGUCACCAUGUUCGGCUGGUUCGCCAUGGUGAUCUCCUACCUGGUCUACUACGUGCGGCAGAACCAGGAGGACGCCCGGCGGCACCUGGAGUAUCUCAAGUCCUUGCCCAGCAAGCAGCGGAGGUCGGAGGAGUCGUCCACCAUCAGCACGGUGGUGUGAGGGACGGGCGUCCCGGGGGCUCCGCGGACUCGCCAUGGCUGUAGAAGCUGUUAUUAACCAUCGUCAUCGCACAGAAAUAGUAGUGGUUUUGUUCCGUUCUCCGCGGGGGAGCGACGCCUGGCCGCGCGGAGCAGGCGGGAGCGGCAGGGCCUGGAUCCGGCACGGCGGGAGACGGAGCGGCUGCGGUUGGGAGCAGUUGGCUGUUGACGAGCACCCGCCCGCGGGGCUUCGACUGCCAAGGCCUGGAGAGACCCUGCGCGUCCCCUCGCACGCGCGGCGAUUGCUCCGACUCGCCUGAACAUUUACACUUCAUUUCAGACUGUUUUAUUUCUUUUGCAGAAAUCCCUUGGGGCAUUAAGGGAAUGGGUGUUUCAGUCCCUGCCCGGCUUUCCCGCUGCUGCCGGCGGGAUGCUCCCGGCUCCGCGCAGGCUGGGCUCGGCGCGGGCUCUCCGGCCCCGGGAGCGGUGGCGAGGGGCGGCGAGGCCGUGCCGCAGCGGGCCGCCGGACUUGGAGGAGCAUCCGUCCGAGCCGCAACCAGCAGGAAAGCUGUAACUGGUGGGACUGGGGGACAGGGAGGAAAGCGGAGGUGCGUCGGUGGGAAAGGCGAGAGGCACGUCCAGGUGCUGCCGGGGCUUCGCCUCUCUCGCGCUGGGUGAUGUUGUCGCACCUUGGCCCUCGCUGUCCCCUGGUCCCUUCCCCUCCGCCGCUGGGGCAGCCGGGGCGAGGGGUGAAAUGGGGACCUUUCCCCGGCCGGGCGCUCCGGCUCCGCAAGGAGCAAACGGGAAGCGAGCCGCUCCGGCGCUGAGCUGCCGCCCGACGCGAGGUCUCACCUCUGCGCUCCCGGGCUCACCAGCCUGCCGACCGCUCACUGUGCCGGCGCGGGGCCGGGGCCGCCUGCUCUCCCGUCCUUCCCACCUCCUGCGCCGCCGGCAGCAGCCCGGCCCCCCCCGCCCGAACAGCCCCCAAUGUCCCUUCUUGAAAUCCCCAGUAUUGGGCUGCAGGUUCCCGUGUUGGGGGGUUAGAGAGGGGCCGAAGCGCCGCGCGGUGCCCGUGCACCCGUUCGGGCCCGGGGGGCUGUUUCCACCCCCGGAGCCAAGCCGGACCGGACCCAGCGUCUCCCAGCCGAGCCCGAGCGCGCCGGUUUGGCUGGAUUUGUCCUUUUUAAAACCAACUGAAGCUAAAUUGCCUUAAUUCACCGAGAGCACCAACCAAAGCUGCUUGAGCGUGCCGGGCCAGCCCCGGCGCGUCGGCGGGACCCCGGCGGGACCCCGGCGCCGCGCGGCUGCAGGGCAGCGCUCGGCCCCUCUCUAACUCUCUCCUCACCCCCCCGCGGCGCCGGCCGCCUGCUUGGCCCGGGGGGGACGGUGCCGGCGGGCGGCGAGGCAGGGCCGCGGCUCGCGCCCUUCCCCAAGUGCCUACUCUGCGGUGCAGACCCGCUGCGCUGCGACGCACAGACACCUUCCGCCGCCUGGGGCCCCUCCCGUGCGAGGGCCCCCCGGGACCAGCCGACCCAAUACGUGUUUUGUUUAAGGGACCUUUUACGUUCUUUAUACAAUAAAGGUGGCUUUUACUUUGG
This is a messenger RNA of Dromaius novaehollandiae (emu), 2966 nucleotides long. It is a transcript of the gene LRRC3C, whose product is annotated as leucine rich repeat containing 3C. Gene Ontology annotation, cellular component: plasma membrane. The record is from RefSeq and is a predicted model, not a curated record. Gene Ontology annotation, molecular function: protein binding. The transcript is spliced from 2 exons. Lineage: Eukaryota; Metazoa; Chordata; Aves; Casuariiformes; Dromaiidae. Bases 647 to 1390 code for a protein of 247 amino acids.